AUGCCGCACCAGGCUCAACAGCAAUACCUCAUCAUCAUCCUCCUCAAGAUCAGCCUCGGCCUCAACAUUAUCAUUGCUGCCGUCUACGAUAUUACCAACCUCUGCCAUCAAUAUCAGCAACAGAUCAUCCACCAAAGCGACGAAUAUGACAUUCUCCUACUCCAAACACUAUUGGCUGUUGGUCCAAAUGACAUUCUUGCUCGCCAUGUUGACGGUCAUGGUUCUCAGCAACAGGCAAUUGCCGAAUCCAUAGCAGCCUCCGCUUCCAAAGAAUUCAAUACCUAUCACAACAGCGCGGCCAUUUGCGUCAUUCAAAAGGGUGCUUUGCGAUACAUCGAUGAAUGGGUCUAUUACAAUCUACUCGGAAUAGGCUUUGAUCACAUUUACUUUUAUGACAAUUCGGAUGAUUUUGAGUUGCAAG
Messenger RNA from Cylindrotheca closterium, 421 nucleotides. NCBI's taxonomy places the organism in Eukaryota, Bacillariophyta, Bacillariophyceae, Bacillariales, Bacillariaceae. The record is from the annotation of a GenBank genome assembly.